UACAGCUGAUGACGUAUUUUUGAUUUUGACAUUUCGUUUUGUUUUUCCUUCUCAAAAAGUUUAUCUGGGAGGAAAUUUUUUUCUUCCAUAUAGUUUAAUUUGAUUUUGAUUCAGUUUGAUUUUGUUGAUUUUAACACAAAAAAAAAAUGGAAAAUGGAAAUGGAUCCGGUGCCAACAGGCCUAAAAAUAUGCUGGAACAGACACAGGCUCAAGUCAAUGAAGUUGUUGGAAUAAUGCGAGUAAAUGUUGAGAAAGUAUUAGAGAGAGAUCAGAAACUCAGUGAACUGGAUAGCCGUGCUGAUGCCUUGCAAGAAGGAGGAAAGCGAUUUGAACAACAAGCACAGAAGUUAAAAAGGAAAUAUUGGUGGAAAAAUUUGAAAAUGAUGAUUAUUCUUGGUGUUGUUGGGCUUGUCAUUCUGAUUAUUAUCAUAAUGUCGAUUUGGCCUAAUUCAGAUUCUGACACCUCUCCAUCACCAGUGACUGCUGCUUCUAAAACUGAGGCUCCCACAGGACAAUAAGGAAUCUGAAUCAGUUAUUUAUUUUUAUCUAUUUUCCAUUUAUCUAAAUAUUGUGAGUCCUAAUAUGUUAAUGUGAAACAAUUCAUUUUACCGAUGUUGCUUUAGACAAUAUUCAAUUUGUAAAAUAUUUGUAUUAUGUAUUUUUGGAGAAACUAUUAUUCCUUCAUUGAUAAUUCCGCCUAUGAAGUGCCUAAGUGCCCAUGCGCACAAAUUGAAAGGUUUAUAAUUGAUGUUUAAACUUGAAAGUAUAUUUUGUUAACCACUUUGCAAAUAAAAAACAUUUAUACAUGA
Molecule: messenger RNA, 809 nt
Organism: Harmonia axyridis
Lineage: Eukaryota; Metazoa; Arthropoda; Insecta; Coleoptera; Coccinellidae
Product: synaptobrevin-1-like
Exons: 3
Coding region: 147-518 (123 amino acids)
Biological process (GO): vesicle fusion; vesicle-mediated transport
Cellular component (GO): SNARE complex; plasma membrane
Molecular function (GO): syntaxin binding; SNAP receptor activity
Source: RefSeq, a predicted model, not a curated record